CAUAUAUAUAUAACAUGCCAAGAGGGAAAGUAAUGGCCCCAAGGUCAGGGAAAGGGAAAUCAAAUAAAGCUAAGGCAGAGAAGAAGAAAAAGGAAGAAAAAGCAUCAGCGCCUACUCUUGUAGACAUCACUGUGUUCACUCCCUAUGAUUCGCAGAUUGUCUUGAAGGGUAUCUCUACUGAUAAGAUACUUGAUGUAAGAAGACUAUUGGCUGUGAAGGCAGAGACAUGCCAUUUUACAAAUUAUUCUUUAUCUCAUGAGGCCAAAGGUCAGAGAUUAAAUGACAGAGUGGAAGUUGUUACCCUAAAGCCAUGUCUUCUGAGAAUGGUUGAAGAGGAUUACGCAGAGGAAGCCCAGGCAGUGGCACACGUGCGGAGGCUCUUGGACAUUGUGGCCUGCACAACCAGGUUCGGGAAGCCCAAACGAGGCUUGUCAAGCCCAGACUCAAAGCCCAAGAAGAACGGCAAGGCCCAACAUCAGAAUAAGACCAGUUUGAGCCCACCUGCAACACCCAAUGGGGAAUCCCGGGUCGGGUCACCGUCGUCGGAGCCGCCUGCAUCGCCGAUCUCGGAUAACGUGGGCAUGGUGGCCAUUCACCCAACACCAAAACUCUCAGAUUUCUACGAGUUCUUCUCGUUUUCUCACCUCUCUUCCCCGAUUUUACAUUUGAAGAGAUGUGAACUGAAGGAUGAAGAUGAGAGACGCAAAGAAGAUUACUUUAUGCUUCAGGUGAAAAUAUGCAAUGGGAAGGGAGUAGAAGUGGUAGCUUCAGAGAAGGGGUUUUACACUGUAGGAAAGCAGUCUUUGCAGAGCCACACGUUGGUUGAUCUUCUGCAACAGCUCAGCCGAGGUUUUGCUAACGCAUAUGGAUUAUUAAUGAAAGCUUUUUUGGAACGUAAUAAGUUUGGAAAUGUUCCGUGUGGAUUCCGAGCAAAUACAUGGCUAGUCCCUCCUUCUGUUGCCGAGUCUCCUUCAAACUUUCCUUCUCUUCCCGCUGAGGAUGAAAACUGGGGUGGUAAUGGUGGUGGUCAAGGAAGAAAUGGUGAAUACGAUCUUAGACCAUGGGCAACAGAUUUUGCAAUAUUGGCUUCUCUUCCUUCCAAAACUGAGGAGGAGAGGGUGGUCAGAGAUAGAAAAGCUUUUCUUCUGCACAGCCAAUUUGUUGAUACUUCAAUAUUUAAGGCUGUUGCAGCUAUACAGCAUGUCAUGGAGUCCAAUUCAAAUUUGAAGAUUGAAUUGAACUCUUGUCCAGAUUCAAUUCUGCAUGAACAGCACAUGGGGGACUUAUCCAUUGUUGUCAAACGUGAUACUAGAGAUGGAAAUAGAAAGUAUGAUUCCAUAUUGAACGAGUCCAGUAUGCUUAAAGAGGAUGCUCAGAAGAAUUUAAUCAAAGGGUUGACUGCAGAUGAAAGUGUAAUUGUUCGUGAUACUUCAUCCUUGGCUUUCGUUGUUGUGCACCACUGUGGAUAUACUGCAACAGUAAGGGUUGUUGGUAAUGUGAACGUGAGGAAGCCUAAAGUUCGAGAUAUUGAAAUAGAUGAUCAGCCAGACGGAGGAGCAAAUGCUCUUAACAUCAACAGUUUGAGGCUACUGCUUCACAAGUCUGGAGCUGAGUCAUCAGAAGGGACUUCAUCAUCCUUAUCGAAUUUUGAUGACUUGGAUGCUUCUAAAUAUGUUGUUCGGAAGGUGGUUCAAGAAUGCAUGGAAAAGAUAAAGGAGGAGCCAAGUGUUUCAAAAAGGUCUAUUCGAUGGGAACUUGGUUCCUGUUGGAUGCAGCAUUUGCAAAAACAGGAAACUUCAACAGAUAACAGUUCCAAAAACAAAGAAGAUGGCAAUGACGCUGAGCAAGCUGUUAAAGGUCUUGGAAAGCAAUUUAAACUUUUGAAAAGGAGGGAAAAGAAACCAAGUAAUGUAGUAGAUGUUGCUGAUUCUGGGGAGCAAAAGGACUCUACACCUGGCAACGUAAAUGUGGGAACUGAUACAGUUGAGCCAAACAACGACAACUUAAUUAGCUCUAAUGAAUUGGAGAAACUACUUUCUGAAGAUGAUUUUUUGCGUCUCAGAGAAUCUGGAACUGGUCUUCAUAUGAAGUCAGUGGAUGAGCUUAUCAACAUGGCACACCAGUUUUAUGAUGAAAUUGCCUUGCCGAAGCUGGCUACAGACUUUGGAUCACUUGAACUUUCUCCAGUGGAUGGUCGUACAAUGACUGACUUUAUGCAUUUAAGAGGAUUAAAGAUGCGAUCUUUGGGUGAAGUGGUUAAACUUGCAGAGAAUCUUCCACACAUACAAUCCCUUUGUAUUCAUGAGAUGAUUACUCGAGCUUUUAAGCAUCUUCUUAAAGCAGUCAUUGCCUCUGUUGACAACAUGGCAGACUUAUCUUCAGUAAUUGCAUCAACGCUGAAUUUCUUACUUGGAGGUGGUGGAACUGAAGAUAAUGAUCAAACUUUGGGUGAUGACCAUCAUCUCAGAAUUCAGUGGUUACGUAUAUUUUUGUCCAAAAGAUUUGAAUGGACUUUAAAUGAUGAAUUUCUACAUUUGAGGAAGUUAUCAAUUCUAAGAGGUCUCUGUCACAAGAUUGGAUUAGAAUUAUUACCAAGAGAUUAUGAUAUGGAGUCUCCUAAGCCCUUUAGGAAAUAUGAUAUUAUCAGCUUGGUUCCUGUUUGCAAGCAUGUAGGGUGCUCCUCAGUAGAUGGACGCAAUUUAUUGGAAUCAUCCAAAAUUGCUCUUGAUAAAGGAAAGCUUGAGGAUGCUGUAAAUUAUGGAACUAAGGCAUUAGCAAAGAUGAUGGCUGUUUGUGGUCCAUAUCAUCGAGCUACUGCAAGUGCGUAUAGUCUUCUAGCCGUGGUUCUCUACCACACUGGAGAUUUUAACCAGGCCACCAUUUAUCAGCAAAAGGCCUUGGAUAUAAAUGAGAGGGAGCUUGGGCUUGACCAUCCUGACACAAUGAAAAGUUAUGGAGAUCUUUCUGUUUUUUAUUAUCGUCUGCAACACAUUGAGCUGGCUCUGAAGUAUGUCAAUCGUGCUCUAUUCCUUCUUCAUUUUACUUGUGGGCUGUCUCAUCCAAACACAGCUGCAACAUAUAUAAAUGUGGCUAUGAUGGAAGAGGGCAUGGGAAACGUUCAUGUGGCGCUCAGGUACUUGCAUGAGGCUCUUAAAUGCAACAAAAGAUUGUUAGGAGCAGAUCAUAUACAGACUGCUGCAAGCUAUCAUGCCAUAGCUAUAGCUCUGUCAUUGAUGGAAGCAUACUCUCUAAGUGUGCAACAUGAGCAAACUACACUUAAGAUACUUCAAGCAAAGCUUGGACCAGAAGAUCUUCGUACACAGGAUGCUGCCGCAUGGCUUGAAUAUUUUGAAUCAAAAGCCAUAGAGCAGCAAGAAGCAGCUAAAAAUGGAACUCCAAAGCCAGAUGCAUCCAUUGCAAGCAAAGGUCAUCUUAGUGUGUCAGAUCUCCUGGAUUUUAUAAGUCCUGACAACGAUUCAAAAGGAAAUGAUGCUCAGAGGAAACAACGGCGUGCAAAGAUACUCUCAAUAAGUGAUGAAAAUCGUCAAGAACAUGAUGAUACAAUAGCUGAUGAGGGCAUUCUUUUUGAUAACUCAAAUGAUGCUACAACUAUGGUAGAAGGCAAUAUAGAAGAAACAAAUGAAACACUUGAUACUGAAGAACUCAAAAAAAAUGGUGACUUCACCAGGCACAAGCCAGUGACCAGUGAACCUGUUGAUGAGGCAUCAUUUGAUGAAGGUUGGCAAGAAGCCAAUUCAAAAGGGCGGUCAGGAAACGCUGCUAACCGCAAGUUUGGACGCAGACAACGACCGCUUGUAUCAAAGCUCAGCAUUAACGGUUCUGAUAACUACAUUUACAGGGAAGGCAGUUUUAGGAACGACAUUACUUCACCGCCAAAAAAAGGAGCUCCAAAAGUCAUUUCAGACAUGUUAUCUCCGUCUAAACAAUCAAAAACUCGAAACUUAAUGUUGAACGAGGAUUCUGUUAAUCAUCCAACAAAAGCUUUAAUGUCCAAAGUUUCAUCUUCUCCAGCAUCUCUAAGUUCUUUGGCUUCAAAGUCUAUAUCAUACAAAGAAGUGGCUCUAGCACCACCAGGUACGGUUUUAAAGCCAUCGUUGGAAAAAGUUGAGAUGGACAGUGCAAAUGCUGAAAACGAAGCAUGCAGCAGUCUUCCUGUGAUAUCAAUAAAUGAAGGUACGGGCAAAAGUUCCACAGUUAAUACAGUUUCCGAGCAUGAUGAAAGAGAGGGAACUGGUGAAAUUGAACCUCAACAAGAAAAUUCUGUAUCAGAACCUGAGAAGGUUUCACUUGCUUCUGAUCAGGAAAAAGCUACAGAAACAAAUGGUAGUAAGCUUUCAGCUGCGGCCAAACCGUUCAAUCCAGGAACAUUGUCCAUGUCUCACCAUUUAAAUUCAGUUUCCAUCACAAGCAUAUAUGAUGCAAAUGUUAGUCAAGCCAUGCAUGUGGAGCCUGUGCUUCCCCCUGCUGCUGCUAGGGUCCCUUGUGGACCUAGAUCACCUAUUUAUUACAGAAACAACUAUACUUUUCGCAUGAAACAUGGUUUUAAGAAAUCACCUAUGAGGGAUGGAAGUGGAUUUGGAGCUCCAAGAAUCAUGAAUCCACAUGCACCUGAGUUUGUUCCCAGAAGUGCUUCCAGUGAUGCCAAUUCAAAUGUUUCUAGUGAGCAUAACUCUUUGUCUGAAGUUGGCAUGGCAGAAAAAAAUAAGCUAGGUGAAAAUUUUGUUGAAGCCAAGGAUAGUUCCUCAAAAUCCAGCAUUUCUGAAUCUGAGAAAUCAGAGAUAGCAAGACAGAUAUUGCUUGGUUUUCUUGUUAAAUCUGUUCAGCAAAAUAUUGACUCUGCAGAUGAAUCUAAAGUUAGAGAAGGAAAGAUUGAGAACUUGGAAAAUUCUUCUGAUGAAAUAGUCAAAGACAGUGCUGUCAUAAAAAUCAUUUAUGGGAAUGAAGAAAAGAAUAUGACAGCUCCUCAUUCCUGUGAUAGUGAAGAGCAAGAGAAAUUAGAUGUAACUGGAAAAAAGGAUGGAGAUGGUGAAGGAUUUACAGUUGUUACAAAGAGGAGAAAAAGCAGGCAGAAGAUCACAAAUGGAGUCACAGACUUGUACAACCAGCAGUCCAUUUGUGCUUCAGCUCAUUGAGUAUAGUUACGAAAUGAAUCACCAAUGCUCCAAUAUUGUCUAUCCCGUCUUGAGUAUUUGUUUGGCCAAAGCUCUUGACAUCAUUUUGUUAACAGUAUAUAACCCCGUGGCAUGGAAUUUCGGUCAUUAAAUUCAUUUUGUUUUUGUUUA
Molecule: messenger RNA, 5303 nt
Organism: Gastrolobium bilobum
Lineage: Eukaryota; Viridiplantae; Streptophyta; Magnoliopsida; Fabales; Fabaceae
Product: protein REDUCED CHLOROPLAST COVERAGE 3
Exons: 24
Coding region: 15-5153 (1712 amino acids)
Biological process (GO): organelle organization
Cellular component (GO): cytoplasm
Molecular function (GO): protein binding
Source: RefSeq, a predicted model, not a curated record